Prosopis cineraria is the source of this 9230-nucleotide messenger RNA. Its product is annotated as trans-Golgi network-localized SYP41-interacting protein 1-like. Lineage: Eukaryota; Viridiplantae; Streptophyta; Magnoliopsida; Fabales; Fabaceae. The record is from RefSeq and is a predicted model, not a curated record.
UCGCCAGGAGCGCAGGACCGUCGACACCACCCGCAGUCUGGAUCUACCACUGCCGUCCAAGGUGGUGGAGCUUCUCAAGUCUCAAGAUCUCACUCAUGUGAAGCUCUAUGAUCACUGAUGCCAAUGUCCUUGCCAACGUCUAAGGCGGCGAACGUGUUUCCUCUCUCCUUCCACCGGGCAAUCAGGCUUCACAAUCCGCUCUUUUUUUCUUCUCACUCAUCAUCCCUUGCCACCCUAAAUUAAAAGAUUCAGAGUUCCCAGUACGAGACCACGCGCUGUGGUCUUUUUUAUGAUUUCGUUUCGUUUCACAUGUCUUUGUUUUUUGGAAGGGCGGUGGUGGGGCUUGGUUGCUAAUUAUUAUUAAAUUAAAAAAAGGGGAUAAUGGCAUGACGAGGAUGGGUGAGGAGACAGAGAGAUCAAGAAGAAGGACAGAGUGAAGCAGAGGCGGUGAAGGAGAAGAAGAGGACUUUGACAGACCUUGGGCGUCAUGGGCAAUGUAGUAAUUGAACAUUAAAAAUUAUUUACAUUGACAGGCCUUGUAUUCCAUAAUAUUGUGACAAUUUUACGGGACUUAAGACUAUUUAUAGUUUAUAGUUUAUAGUCUUUGCUUGGGACGCUGGAAUAAUUCUCCCUUUUUUCCCCUUUCAAUCAACCGACCAUAGAAAGCACAAUUUCACCGGCAGGAAGGCAGCCAGCCGUGCUAGAUCUCAGACACGCACAGAAUCAAACGCCGUGGCAGAGGGCUGUGCCAUCUAGUUCGCAGUUGAAACACAAGAUUCUUCGAAUCCGUAGUCACACUGCAUCGAAGAUACCUUCACGCCGAUUUAACAAAUUACUAAACGAGAAUAAGAAACUUUACAUGGGAACUGGGUUUUGCUUGUGGUGAUUGUCGCCGUCACUGCAGGAAGUGAAAACCGAGUGGCUCUGAUGGACAAAAACAAGGGUCGCACUGAUAUGCUUGCAGCUGGGAGAAAAAGGCUCCAACAAUUUCGUCAGAAGAAGGAUAGUAAAGGCAGUAGUGGUGCCGGAAUAUCUUCAAAAAAAUCUGGCAAACCCGAGCAGCAUGAGUCUGAUGCCGAUGCUGCAACUAGCGUGCCUAUGUCAAUAGCGUCAUCUCCUACUGUUGAUGAGGAGGUGGAGACUGGCACUAAUUGCAAUUUGAUCGGGACAGAAUCAUCAGGGUUGCAGUCUCUGGCAAAUUCAUCAACUCCUGAGAUUAAUGCCCUACCUGUUGAUUCAUCGUCAGUGGCCAUUGCAUAUAAGUCAAAUAUCAAAGCAGAAUUGGCUUCAAGUGUUGAGUUAGAACUUCAGGAUCAGGGAGCAGCCAAAGCUGAUUCUCAGCUGUCAGUCCAAAAUGAGGGGGAAAAUACUCUGGAUGUUGGUACUGAUAUGGGAGAAGUUAAUUUUGAAGGUGGAGUAAUGAACGAUCUUAUGUCUGCUUUACCUGUCGUCUUGUCCUCACCUGCUUCAGUGGCAGCUGCAGUGUCUCAUGCUACUAGAACUAGAGUAGAAAGAGAGGGUGAGGAGAAGAAAGGGUCUUUGCUUUUACCGGAGAGAAUUUUCAAUACAUCCUCGACGCUAACAAGGGAAGAUCAGGUAACAGAUGUAGGGACAAUGCAGGACGCUGACGGUUUGGAGGCAAACAAUUCUUUUCAAACCUCUGCUGCUAAAAUUGUUGGCCGAGAGAAGGCUCCUUUGCCUGAGGUCAGUGAGAAUGCUCAGGCUAUUUCUGGGAUUGCUCUAAGGCAGACUGGAAUUGAGGAUGCAUCUUAUGAAGCAGACCAAAUAGGCAUGACAGUUGAAACAUCUUCUUUUGAGAACAUCACGUCAGACAAUUUUUCAGCUUCUACUAAAAGUUGUGAAGAUGCAGUGGUUGGAAAGGUUCUGAAUAACCUGGAGGGAGAGGGAUUUUCAGGUUUGAUUCAUGAAGAAUUGCCUCAUAAGGGGGAGAACGAGGGACUUCAGGAGGAGUUUAACCAGUGGCAUACUCCUGUUGGAUCUGUAUCUGUGGAUAAAAUCCAUGAAUUGUCGGUGGGAGCUCAUGAAGUAAGCUCAGACAGAACACCGGUCAUCUCUCCUAUUUCUGAUGUGAACUCAAUCAAUCUCUUGCAGCUGACAGAAAUUAUAAACGGGCUUGGUGAAGAAGAGUAUUCCUCUAGAAGAACUGUGUCUAAUGUAGAUCCUGUAGCCGGUGGUUUAGUUUUACCAGAUUUUGCCUUUCUAGAAUCAUUUGAGAGAGUUAAAGAAGAAUUUUUUCUAGCAAACUUAAGGAAUGAUAUACUCACUUUGCAACUGACAGAGCAGCUGGAGCUUCAACAGGAGUCUGAUAAUCAUCGUUGUCUGUUGAUUGAUGAACUAUCUCACCUUCGAGCUUCACAUAGUGAAAUCAAUGACAAGAAUCAUCGCCUUGCAGAAGAGCUUGCUAAUUGCCAGAUUGAAUUACAUGAUGUUGUCAGCAAGAGUGUAGAACUGCAGAGCCAAUACAAUUCUGCCCUAGCAAAGGCUGAAGCACUUUCUGCCAGAGUAGUUGAGUUGGAGAAUAGCUUUGAAUUGUCUCGAAGAGAUUCACUGGAUCUGUCCAAAGAGCUGACUGACUGCAUAGGCUUGGUCACAGCUUUGCAGAUGGAAAACAAAGUCAUGAGUGAGACACUUUCUUUGAUGAUUGGAGAGAGAAAUAGACUUGUUGAGGAAAAGGAGAUCCAUCUUUUUGAAAGUAAAAUGCUGUCAACAGAAUUGGCUGACCUAAAGAGCUCAGUUGAAGGAUUAAGAGCCGAAAAUUCUGACCUAAAUGCUAGGUUGUCUUUGGUGACUGAGGAGAGGAAUAGGAUUGAAAUGGAGGCUGAGCAUCUAACUCAUGAGAUUGACAAGCUGUCAGUAGAAGUUGUUGAAAGUAAGGAUUUCGUGGCAAGUCUACAAUUAGAGAUUUCUAACUCCAACAACACCCUGGAAUUAUCAUCUGAUCAGAAAAAGAUGCUUGAAGAGGACAAACAAUCUGUUGUUCUUGGGGGUCUAACACAGAAUCUACUUGAACAAGCGGUCUUAAAUGACUCUUUUGGGUUUCUUUCCUUGAAAAUGCACUUGGCUGAGAUAGAGCAAAUUUUGAUGGGACUUGAAGAGGCUAUUGACUGUGUGCACUCUCAAUCAGGAUCCUCUACCAGUUCUGGUGGUGAAGUUCCUUCCCCUGAGCAAUCAAAAUUGAUGCACGCCUUUGACUCAAAAAUACACCAUAAUCAGCAUGAGUUGGAGAGAGGAGAUUCCAGUGAAAUUCUGAUCCCAUCUGAUCUGUUUAUGUUGACCAAAGAGCAAAUUAAAAACUUCAGAGCAUCGCUUGCAAAAUGGAGGUUAAAUGUUCAGAAUGCAGGUGCAUUGUUUAAGGAGGAAUGGGAUAAUAUAGGAACUAGUGAUACCAAGCAUAAUGAACUCAAAUAUCAAGAUGAAGCAUUGCAACAACAUUGUUCAGAUUUGGAAGCAUCCAACAUUGAACUUGCAGUUCAAUAUGAAGCUGCAAUGCAACUUCUUGGUGACAUUCAAGAAAAAAGAAGUGAUCUUGAGGAAUUCUGCAAAGCUUUAAAGGAAGAAAACCUCUCUCACAAAGCCAAAAACAGUAUAGUUUGUGCGGAGCUUGGAAAAUGUCAGUUGAAAAUUAGUCAAUUGCGUUUUGAUUUGUAUGAGAUGCAACAAUGUUCAAGUCACAUGGCUUCUGUUUUGGGUAGUCAGCUGGGAAACUUGCAAAAGGAGGUUACAGAGAGGGCAAUGCUACUUGAGCAAGGGUGGAAUACUACCAUGGCUGAGAUUGUUGAAAUGGCUGGGAAGCUGGCUGAAUCAGUUGGGAAAAAUUUUUCUUCAGCCACCUUCACUGGCAGUUACAAUAGUGCGAGUGCAGUUUCUGUGAUUGCAGAUCUUCGGAAGAAACUUGAAGCUGCUUAUGCAGAACAGGGAACAGUGAGUACUCCGUAUGAACAAAUGAAUACAAGGUGUAAUGAGCUUCAUGAGAAGAAUGAAUUGGUUGUUGUUACAUUGAAUAAAAUAUAUAGUGACCUGAGGAAGCUUGUCCUUGAGCACUGUGGGUCUACAGAUGAAGAUAAGACGGAUGUACAAGGUGAGCCAUUGCCUGAUCUACUGAACUAUAGCAUCUUUGAGAAUAUCAUGAAAUCUCUUGGGGACAUACUGAAUAGGAGGUUGGAACUUGAAUCUGUCACCAGAGAGAUUGAGUCAGAAUUAAUGCAGAAGGAAAAAGAAUUGGAGGAAAUGAACAUGAAGUGUCUUGAUUUAGAUGUUGUUGGCAAGUUAGUUGAAGGAGUUGAAGGCGUGAUGGAAGUGGAUGAUAUUAAGAUCAAAAUGAACAAAGCACCCCUCUUAUGUUUAGAAUUGUUAGUAGCUACUCUUGUUCGGAAAACUAGAGAAGCUGAACUCCAGGAACAGAUAGCUAAAGAAGGCUUUGGAGUUAAGAUGAUGGAAUUAUCUGAAAUGCAGGAAAAGAUAUGUUAUCUAGAAACCUUAUGUACUGAGCAUGAAAAUGAAAUUCUUAUUUUGAGGGAAAGCUUACGUCAGGCUGAGGAAACUUAUGUUGUUGUUUGUUCUGAAUUGAAUGUAAAGACUAGAGAAUUUGAGCAGUCAGAACAACGGGUCUCUUCUCUAAGGGAGAAACUUAGCAUAGCUGUUAGCAAGGGCAAAGGCUUGGUUGUGCAGCGGGAUGGCCUGAAACAGUCCUUGGCUAAAACAUCCAGUGAAUUGGAGAGAUGCUUGGGUGAGUUACGGUUGAAAGAUACUAUAAUUCAUGAGAUUGAAGCUAAACUUAAGACAUUUGCAGAGGCUGGUGAACGCGUGGAGGCUCUGGAAUCUGAGCUUUCAUACAUUCGCAAUUCAGCCAAUGCCUUAAGAGAGUCAUUUCUUCUUAAAGAUUCAUUGCUUCAGAGGAUAGAAGAGAUUUUGGAAGACCUAGAUCUGCCAGAGCAGUUUCAUUCAAGAAACCUAAUUGAGAAGAUUGAUUGGUUGGCUAGGUUGGCUGCUGGAAACUCAUUGCCUUUGAAUGAUUCAGACCAGAAGAUUUCAGCUGAAGAAGGUUCUUUCUCUGAUGCUGGCUUUGUUGUCAUGGAUGCCUGGAAAGAUGUUCAGCAACAAUCUGAUUCAGGGGAAGAUUUUAGAAAAAACUUUGAGGAGUUACAGAGUAAGUACUAUGGGUUGGCUGAACAAAAUGAAAUGCUGGAACAGUCAUUAAUGGAAAGAAACAGACUAGUGCAGAGAUGGGAAGAGCUUGUAGACAAAAUUGACAUGCCUUCACAUUUGCGGUCUAUGGAGACAGUUGAUAGAAUUGAGUGGUUAGGAAGAGAGCUUGUUGAGGUUAAUCAUUAUAGAGAUUCUCUGCAGCUUAAGAUUGAACAAUAUGACAGCUAUUGUGGAUUGCUAAAUGCUGAUCUUGAAGAGUCUCAAAGGAGAGUGUCUGCUCUACAAGCAGACCUCAGAGCUGUUACCUCUGAGAGGAAGCAUCUUUCUGACAGAGUGGAGUUACUGAUAUAUGAAUGUGAGAAGCUAUCAGUGCAGGCAAGGGAAGCUGAACUUGAGAAUGAAAAGCUGUCUGCUGAGGUAAUUGGCCUGGAGGAGAAAUUGAAGCAGAAAUCUGCCGUUGAAGAGCAAAUGCUUGGCAUUGAGGGCAAGAUCAAAGAAUUGCAAAAUUUAGUUGGUGAUGCCUUGCAGGAAUUCGAAACAGAAUAUUUGGUUUCUGGCAAGGAGGGUAUUGAUUCCUUAGAAGUACUGUUGAGAAAGUUCUUAGAGAAUUAUACAACUCUCUUGGCAACUAAACCAGCAUAUGGGGAUGCACUUGAUGGGCAACAUACACUAGAAGCUAAUGCUUCUCUUAAAGAGGCAAGGAGCCAGGAUACUGAUGAUAAGAAGGAGACAGCUAUUGAUAGUUUGAAGAAAGAUCUGGAAGAGGCUUUUCAUGAAUUGAUGUGUGUGAAGGAGGAGAGAGAUAGAUAUUUGGACAGCAAAAUAUCUUUAUCUGGUGAAGUGGAAGCUUUAACUAAAAUAGCCAAGGAGUUGCAGGAGCAGCUUAAUCAGGAGGAACAGAAGUCAGCUUCUGUUAGAGAGAAGUUAAAUGUUGCAGUCAGGAAAGGGAAGUUGCUGGUUCAACAACGAGACAGUCUAAAGCAAACAAUUGAAGAGAUGACUAGUGAGAUGGGUUACUUGAAAUCUGAGAACAACAUGGAACUUGCUCUUGCAAAGCUUACAGAGAAGUUCAAGGAUUUGUCUGGUUAUACAGAUAGGCUAGAAGUUCUUGAACUUGAGAAUGCAUCUAAGAAGAAUGAUCCAGUAAACAAGCUGGAAUGGGUUGGGAAGCUAUGCUCUGGUUUGCAUGCUACUGUGGCUUCUCUAGAGCAAGAGUCCUUGAAAUCUAAAAGAGCAGCAGAGCUCCUCCUGGCUGAGUUGAAUGAAGUUCAAGAGAGGAAUGAUGCCUUCCAGGAGGAGCUUGUGGAUAUCAGAAAGGAAAGGGAUUUAGCUGAGGCUGCCAAACUGGAAGGGAUUUCUCAUCUUGAAAGGCUAUCAGCUUUGCACAUGGAGGAAAGAAAGAGCCAUUUUGCUGAGAUCAUGAAAUUAAAAUCUAGCUUAAACCAACUACACAAAGGCUUCAGUGACACCAGCACGUUAAUGGCCAAUGCUUUUUGCAUGGAUUUGGAAUCUUUCCAGGGUCUAAAGGUUGGUCUUGAGUCAUGCAUGAAAGCCAAAAAUGCUGCCACUCUUGUUGAUUCAUCUGUUGCAAGAAGACAUGAUGACAUUUUAGGAAUGUCAUCUGAUAAUCAGAAGAGCUUUGUUUCUGUGGAUUCUUGGUCAGAGAUGAUUGGCGAUGUUGAUGAUAAUAACUUGAUUGAAAAUUUUCGUCUUCUUGGGCAUCAACUGCAAAAUUUAUUGGGGGAGCUUAGUUCUCUUAAGGAAAGCGCGUGCGCGCACUUGAGUUUGGCACAGGAACAGGGCAAAACAUUAUCUGAACUAGUGGUGAGCAUUCAAAGGGAUAUGAUAUCACAAAGGGAGUCCUGUGAAGCCAUGAAGAAAGAAAUUGGUGAAAAGGAUGGGGAACUACUUGUUUUGCGUGAGAAUAUUGCCCGCCUUUAUCAAGCAUGUGCCAAUUCGAUUGCUGUAAUUGAAUAUGGAAAAGCAGAUCUGGUUGCUAAUGAGUCAGCAUCUUCAGAGCUAGGGAUUAAUUUCCAAUUGACACCAUUUGAGGAUGGAAUACUUCCUUCCAGUGGUGAGUUUCUUUUAGUGUCAGAGGAAUAUAUCAAGACUCUAGCAGAUAGAUUGUUGUUGGCUGCAAAUGAAUUUGAUAGUAUAAAAACUAAAAUUCUGGAUGCUAAUCAAAAGGAAAUGAAGGCUACUAUAACAAGUUUGCAGAGAGAGCUUCAGGAGAAGGAUGUUCAAAGGGACAGGGUCUGCAUGGACCUUGUAAAUCAGAUUAAGGCUGCUGAAGGUGCAGCGAACAGUUACUUUCAAGAACUUCAGUCUUCAAGAAUGGAAGAGCAAAAUUUAGUCAAACAGAUUGAUGAGAUUGAGGCUGAAAGGAAGAUACUGGAGCAGAAGGUGAAUGCUCUGCAGGAUAAUCUAGUAACAACUGGUGAAUUAGAGGAGAAAAUCAGGUGCCAGGCAGAUUUGUUGUCUAGCAAAGACCAAGAAAUUGAGGCACUAACACAAGCACUGGAUGAGGAAGAGGUGCAGAUGGAAGAAUUGACGAAAAAGAUUGAGGAACUUGAAAAGGUUGUUCAGCAGAAGAAUCUGGAGAUCGAGAAUCUUGAAGCUUCUAAUGGUAAGGUUACAAAAAAGCUUUCCAUCACUGUAAGCAAGUUUGAUGAGCUUCACCACCUGUCUUCAAGUCUACUUGCUGAGGUUGAAAAUUUGCAAUCCCAACUACAAGAACGGGAUUCUGAGAUUUCUUUCUUAAGGCAAGAGGUUACCAGAUGUACCAAUGAUCUUCUUGCAUCACAUAGCAACAAGAAAAGUUCAAAUGAGAUCCUUGAGUUCUUGAUGUGGGUUGACAUGAUGGUCUCUCAAGAUGGGCUGCGUGAUAUGCAUCCUGAAGUGAAGGGUAAUACUCAGGCUGAUGAAUACAAAGAAGUACUUCAGAAGAAGCUUAUAUCUUUGCUAUCAGAAAUAGAGAAUUUAAGGGCAGUUGCAGAUAGUAAAGAUGCAAUGUUGCAAGUAGAAAGUAUGAAGGUAGAAGAAUUGACCCACAAAGCUGCAGCUUUACAGAAGUCUUUGCAUGAGAAAGAAUCACGGCUAAAUUUGCUUGACGGUGUGGAAGAGUCUGUAGAGCAAGCCAUCACAAGAUCAGAAAUUGUGGAAGUUGAACCAGUGAUCAACAAGUGGAAAGCAGCCGGGACUUCUGUAACACCUCAAGUUCGCAGUUUGCGCAAGGGCAAUAAUGAUCAUGUUGCCAUUGCUAUCGAUGUAGACCCUGGUAGUACUAGUAGGAUGGAAGACGAAGAAGAGGACAAAGUACAUGGAUUUAAGCCACUCACUUCAUCAAAAAUUGUCCCGCUUCCAAGAUUUACUAGACCUUUGACUGACAUGAUUGAUGGCUUGUGGGUAUCGUGUGAUCGAGCUCUGAUGAGGCAGCCUGCUUUGCGACUUGGAAUUAUAAUUUAUUGGGCCAUAAUGCACACACUCCUAGCCUUUUUUGUGGUUUAGAAUGGGAAUCUCUGAUUUAGUCAUCAGUCAAGUUUAGUAUUUGUAUAUUUGAUUGGCCAAUUUUUUGCUGCCAUCUUAUAAAAUUGGGCAUAGUUGAUUCUGGCAGAUGAGUAGGAAAAAUUUAAAUGUAUAGCAUGUUUUCUUUUUGUUGUGGUUGUCACAAUCAUCUAUAAAAUACUGUCAUGAGUACAUAAAGAUACAAUUGCUGGAAAGGGUGCAGACUUCAGACAACAUCGAAGAAAAGGUGAAUCAGUGGCAAUGAGCGAAGAGCCUGAAGCAUUUCACCUUUGAUUAAGCUACAAUGAUGAGCUUUUGGAGGACAGCCCUUGUUCCCCGGAGAAGUCAUGGAACAUAUUGAUAGCAGGAUGUGUGAUUAGACGGGCUUAGCUAGGAAAUCGCGAUUCUUUUGUUCCUUGGAUCUUUGAUUUUGGUGUCAAUUCGAUCUACUGAGCCAUAAGAAAUUUCAAGGUUGCCCAUUCCUUUUGUAUUAUUGUAUCAAUCAUAGCUUCGUUAUGAAUGUUUCAGAUUAUUGAGAAUGACAUCAUACAUACCGGUAA